Molecule: messenger RNA, 2110 nt
Organism: Xenia sp. Carnegie-2017
Lineage: Eukaryota; Metazoa; Cnidaria; Anthozoa; Malacalcyonacea; Xeniidae
Product: forkhead box protein O1-like
Exons: 2
Coding region: 73-1659 (528 amino acids)
Biological process (GO): regulation of transcription by RNA polymerase II
Cellular component (GO): nucleus
Molecular function (GO): DNA-binding transcription factor activity, RNA polymerase II-specific; RNA polymerase II cis-regulatory region sequence-specific DNA binding
Source: RefSeq, a predicted model, not a curated record
UGCGGCGUUUCGUGGUAUAUUGCAUGAAACAUUGAUAUUAGUUCAGUGUGAAGGUGCCGCUCGGCUUGAAUUAUGCUUUUGUCGCCUUGUGAAAGUUUUGAAACGAGCAUGGAAGACGAACUGCUUCGAGAAAUGGAAGGGAAUAGGCCGCGUUCACGGACAUGGCCGCUGCCACAGCCCGAAGAUUUCGAAGAGCAAAAAUCCCCCGAAGUCGUAGACAAAAUAUCUACACCAACGAAAACAGAGGCUGGCACGAAGAAAGGUUCUCGAAAGAAUGCUUGGGGAAAUCAGUCUUAUGCUGACUUAAUUACUCAGGCAAUACAAAGCACACCGGAUCAGCGCAUGACUUUAUCGCAAAUCUACACUUGGAUGGUGGAAAAUGUUGUCUAUUUUAAAGAUAAAGGAGACAAUACGAGCAGCGCUGGUUGGAAGAAUAGCAUCCGCCAUAACUUGUCCCUUCACAAUCGUUUCAUUCGCAUACAAAACGAAGGCAAUGGCAAAUCGUCAUGGUGGAUGGUCGAUGCUGAUGCUAAAACUGAAAAGACGAAACGGAGAAGUCGCUCUAGUUCUUUGGAUUCAGACAGUGGGCCUAAAGCUACUAAAACGAAGCGACCAGGAAGAAAGGGCAAGAGAUGUGAUCUCGGCGACGAUAAACCUCUUAGUCCCAACUCAAAGCUUCGUGUCACGCCAAAAUCACCGAUAAGCACCGAACCUUCGGUUAUUUUAGAAGACAAUUCUUUCCCUUUUCCUCCAUCCGACUAUCGAAAUCGCUCCUCGUCAAAUGCCUCAAAUGUGAGCAGUAUCAGCGGUCGUUUGUCGCCCAUUCCUUCACAUGACGAGGACAACGACAUCGAACAAGAAAUGUCCUAUUCCCCUCCUCAAGAUAAACCAACGCCAGUCGUCGUCGAUGAGUUAAUGGACAGCAUGAAAGAAAAUCUUAACAUGUCUAUUCCGUGCCCUCAGCCAACGGCUCAAGGUGAUAUUUCUGCAUACAUGGCGCAGCGAUUUAAUGACGAUUCAAUGAACAUUGAUAAUGUACAACCGGCUGCUCAACAGUUUGUUGAUAGCCGGUACCCGAGCGCCUCUAUGGACUACUUUCCGGCUACUAAUUUAAAGCAUGUUCGUUACAACACCUCGAAAAUACCGCCGCCAAAAACUCAAUACAACGACGAACUCGUUGGUAAUACUUUACAACAACAUUUGAAUAGUUUGUACAACAACAAUCAUGCAAACGUGAAUUCCGGUAAUUCCUUUCAAACAAUACCUGAACAGAGAAGCGUUUCACAGGUUAUGAUACCUCAUGAAAGAGCACCUCCUCCACCAUACGGUUUGAAUAAUUCCAUGCAUCGUCCUCAGCUGAUACACAAUCGUCCCCCACAACACAGUAGUCGCUAUCAACCGUACUAUCAGAAUGCAACACCAGAUAUUGUACCAAUGAUAAGUGUGGAGAUGGCUGAUUCACCAUUACCCGGUGAUUUUGAUAUCGAGUUUUUGGAAAGACUUGAUAGAGACAUUACUUGUGAUGUAGAGAGCGUUCUUCGAAAUGAUUCAGCAUUUAAUGAUGGCCAUUUGGACUUCAACUUGGACAACUAUGUUUCAGCUAUUUCUCUUCCAGAGAUAUCUGUCUCCAACCACAUUUCAGGAAGUAUGGUACAUUGAUUUCAUUGGUUGUUUCUGAACUCAAAGUUCUAGCCAAGCUAUUUUGAAAAGGUUUGGCAGCAGGUGAAUGCUGUCGGUCCAUUAACACAGUUAAAUAUAAUGGAUUAUAUUAUAAUGCCUGUUUUCAAUGAGAUCUUGGGAUAGUAGAAAUAGGUGAUGUUCAAUAUGAAAAUAUUGAACUGAUCCGAAAACUAACUCAGGAGAAGAGCUGUUGAACUAAUUUUAGUCCUAUUUACAUUAUGACAUCACUGGGUGAUGUCAACCAGAUUGCUCUGGUCGAACCAGGCAUUUCUGGUCCCUAAUCUUGACAACAAUGCAUGGUGUAUGACAUUAUUGAUAUUUUAUUCACAUAUAUCUGAAGGCUUGUAAAAGAAUUAAAUAUAUAUAUUAUGGCAAAUAUAUUAUGGCCCCAUUAUGUAAUCUAAGUUAAAAUACAACCUAUAUAUUUAUA